Messenger RNA from Nematostella vectensis (starlet sea anemone), 946 nucleotides. RefSeq lists its product as uncharacterized. The transcript has 3 exons. The coding region runs from base 1 to 540 and encodes 179 amino acids. NCBI's taxonomy places the organism in Eukaryota, Metazoa, Cnidaria, Anthozoa, Actiniaria, Edwardsiidae. The record is from RefSeq and is a predicted model, not a curated record.
AUGACAGAAGAACACCAGAACAUUGACAAGCAUUGCGUAACAAACAUGUCCACUGAGAACAGACUUGCCUAUCCCAAGUUGUUUAAGUGCACACUGUAUUGUGAUCUAAAUUUGAUCAAUCACAGAAAUGUGAAGUCAGACGUGUCUAGUGCAGCAAACCCUUGUCGUAGAUUUUUCCAGCUAGAGGCAAGGAUAAUUGCUGCUGCAUUACAGUUGCUUGGAAAAUGUGAGAUGGAUGAGCAGCCAACCCAGAAUGUGCUUGAGGGAGGAACCGAUGCCACAAAACAGGAGGACUACUUUCGCAAGCUGGCAGCACUCGUUGUACAUACCUUGUCAUUAACAAGGUACCCCUGUCGAUUUCUUGGGUGUUCCAAAUCAUUUGCACAUGACGGAAAGAUAAGACGGGAGCACGAAGCUAGCCAUAACCCUCCACUAGUGAUAAGUUAUCUUAAUGAUGCCCAUGUAUUUGACACCAUGGAAAGCAAGGAGAACAAGGAAGGUGAUGACAUGCUAGCCUACCAAACGUCAUUGAUUGCUUGAUUAUGGGCUACUGGUUCAUAACUUUAUGGAUGCUAUCUCAGAAGGAGAUGGAGAGGGGGUUAUCCGCUCAAACAUCAAGGUGGGGCUGCAACCCAGUAUUCUUGAUAUUCCAAGUGCAUGCCUUGUUAAGACCUCGGGGAGCCCAUCGCUUAGUGUUAAACAGGUCUUGCAAAAACAAGUCUGGUGCUGGCGGCAAUAUUCCACUUGACUUGGCAUAGGAAUUUUACAAUAAAGCUGUGAAAGAGACUAUAAAGAAGCUUGGUCCAGGGGCAUCGACAAGGUCAAUUAAAAGGAUAUGCCAUUAACUUGGGUUCACUACCACUCUAAUGAACACUUACGAUAGGAAUCUCAACGUGUUCAGAAGGUCGGGGAAGCGUGUGCGAACAUCACAAAAAGGGAGACCCGA